AUGGCGUUAUUGGCAGAUUCAACUGCGGAACCUGCACCGCUUCCGUUAAGCGGCUGCGUCGUAUCCAUGAGCGGUGCACUACCUGGCCGAAGAACACAGGCCGGCAUAGAACGAGAUUACCUCCAAGUUCUAGGUGCAUCUCUAUCGAAGGAGGUUACUCGUUCCACGACACAUUUAGUCUCUAGUGAGGCAUACUACAAGCGACAUUUCCCCAAAGUUCUACAGGCGCAGGAGUACGGUAUUCCAAUUGUCACAUUUUACUGGUUGGAAGAUUCCCUUAAACAUAACAAGCGCAUGGACGAAGAGGAUUAUCACUUCAAUUCAUCGGCCCCAAAAUCGCUUACCGACAACUGUCAAAAACGACAGCUUCCAGACGACAAUGAGAACAACGACGACGGAUCACGAGCUAAAAGAGCUCAGUCUACUAAAGCUGAAUUGAUGAGGGAGAAUGUCAAGGUUGGCGAAGCACAAAUAGCCAAAACACGAAACGUUACUGUUCCUCUAGACGAAGGAGCUGAACAUGACCUCCCCGGUUAUGAGGUUUAUAUCGACAAAAACGGGGUUAUCUAUGACGCCUCAUUAAACCUUGCGUCAAACUCCAGUAACAUGAACAAGUUCUACAGACUUCAACUUCUUCGCUCCAUUGGCAAUAAGUUCUAUUGCAGAGUCCGAUGGGGAAGAGUUGGAGUUCGAGGAACUACUAAGGUUCACGGUGAUGGUACUGAGGGAGAAGCUCGCUAUCACUUUAACGCAAAGUUCCAAGACAAAACCGGUCUUGGUUGGGUGAAUCGUGCACACCCCCCACGACCCAAGAAGUAUAUCUUUAUUGAAAGAAGCUACGACAUGGAAAGGGAGGAAGAGCCUGACGAUCAAGUCGGGCAGAAGUCUCACUUGGCCAAGCCCGUACAAGAGCUGAUGAAGUUGAUAUUCAACCAACACUUCUUUGCAGCGACAAUGGCUGAGCUCAAUUACAAUUCUACUAAGCUACCUUUGGGCCAGCUCAGCAAGUGGACGAUCACGCGAGGAUACGAAGCCUUAACGAACCUAUCCGCCCUUCUCAAUAACCCGUGUCUUGCUACCACUCAACAUCACACGACCUUUGACUCAGCCGUAGAAGAAUUAUCUAACUUAUACUUCUCGCUGAUUCCUCACGUCUUUGGGAGGAACAAACCUCCCAUCAUCAAGGAUCUGGCAUUGCUCAAAAAAGAAAUAGAACUUCUUGAGAGCUUGUCAGAUAUGAAAGAUGCUCAAUUGCUGAUGAAGGAGAAGGAGAAGGAUAAGCUUCAUCCAACGGACCAGCAGUUCAAUAGCCUGGGACUAGACGAAAUGACUGUCCUGGACAGUCACAGCCAGGAAUUCCUUGAAUUAAAGGAUCUCCUCCUUAAGACCCAAGGUGCAACGCACCAGGUCAACUACGAGAUCUCGCAGAUCUUUAGGAUCUCGCGACAAGGAGAAAAGGAGCGUCUUGAGGGUACAUACAGCCCUCCCCAAAAUAGACGACUCCUUUGGCACGGUUCGAGAUGCACCAACUUUGGUGGCAUCCUCUCGCAGGGAUUGAGAAUCGCACCUCCCGAAGCUCCCGUGAACGGUUACAGUAUGUCAUUAUUUCUUCUUGAUUCUCCUUUGUUCGGGAAAGGUGUAUACCUAGCAGAUACUUCCAGCAAGUCAGCAAAUUACUGCUGCCCUGGUAGUAGUAACGGCCACGCCCUCUUAUUAUUAUGCGAAGCCGAGCUGGGUAAUGUCGUGCAGCCAGCCAUGAGCUACGCACCGUACGCUGCGGAAACAGCAAAGGCUAACGGGUUCAUUUCGACCUGGGGACAAGGCCGAAAUGUCCCCGCGCAAUGGAAGGACGCUGGAUGUAUACAUCCGUCCUUGAAGGGCGUCAAAGUGCCCGACACUCAAGGCAUGGUCGGGACAAACAUCCCAUCCUCUCUUAUAUACAACGAGUAUAUAUGCUACGAUGUGGCUCAGGUGCGUCUCAGGUACCUUUUCCGGAUCCGGAUGUAGGACCAUCCUGUCCAAUAAGGACCUGGCGACUCCCUUCGACCCUCGACUAAGAUCUGGGGCAAAUCUCCUCAGCUUUGGGCGGCUGGUAUGUCCGAGCCAGCCUCAGCCGAUUCUAC
This is a messenger RNA of Annulohypoxylon truncatum, 2123 nucleotides long. RefSeq names its product PARP-domain-containing protein. The transcript is spliced from 7 exons. Gene Ontology annotation, molecular function: NAD+ poly-ADP-ribosyltransferase activity. The coding region runs from base 1 to 2007 and encodes 668 amino acids. The record is from RefSeq and is a predicted model, not a curated record. Lineage: Eukaryota; Fungi; Ascomycota; Sordariomycetes; Xylariales; Hypoxylaceae.